Messenger RNA from Amaranthus tricolor (Joseph's coat), 920 nucleotides. RefSeq lists its product as uncharacterized. The coding region runs from base 44 to 745 and encodes 233 amino acids. The record is from RefSeq and is a predicted model, not a curated record. NCBI's taxonomy places the organism in Eukaryota, Viridiplantae, Streptophyta, Magnoliopsida, Caryophyllales, Amaranthaceae. The transcript has 5 exons.
CUUAAAUAUUGUAUAAAUAAAUAAAUUUACAGAUUCUAGUAAAAUGUCGAGGAUGAGAAACAGUGUAGGAACGUUUAGAAUGCGUGGUUUGAUGGAGCUUAUGCAACUGUACACAUCGAAAACCAGUAAUGCUAUGAUGAAGAAUGUUGUUUUUGGUACUACUAGGCCAAGAAUUGCUGAUAAUGGUGUAUGUAAUUUGCAAUUUUCUGAAAGAUUUGUGCUUGAAGAUCAUGCUCGUACUGCUGCUACUUCUUGUCAAAUAGGAACAGAAGAGAGAGCAUCGUCGUCUAAACCGACAUCGUCUCCAACUCCUCGACCACAGCCAUCAGUUGGUCGGUUCCCGUGGUUAAAAGUGUUUUUGGGCUCUGUGUUUUCGCUACUUCUAGCAUUUCGGGCACCAUGGACAACUCUUCUCAAAAUAGGAGGAGAGGCAGAGGUGGUGAUGAAAGAGGUGGAACAAGCGGCGGAAGUAGUGGAAAAGGUGGCAACUGUGGUGGAGAAAGUGUCUGAAGAAGUGGCUGAUAAAAUACCUGGAGAUCAUAAUAAAAUUAAGGAAGCUGUUUUGGUUGUUGAGCAUUUUUCUCAAGAGGCUGCUAAGGAUGCACAAAUAGCUGAACAAAUCAUUCACAAGGUAGAAGUGAUGAAACAAGACCUUGAAGAUGUGGGAGAGACGAUAGAGCCUAUUAUUGAAAAAUUUAUUCAUCAAAAUAAGUCGUCUAAUGCAGCACUUGACCACAAUUUGUAGAGAAUCAAGUGUUAUUUCGAUUAAAAAAAAAAUUCCAUUUUUUCAAGCAAAAUUAUGAAUUCGAUUCUGGUCGUAAAGUAGCUUAUUAUUUAUGAUUUCAUUAAUACUCAUGUUUAACUAACAAUGUUUCAUUUUAACGAUUUUAAAUACAAUAAUAAUUGUAUAAUAGUUUAAA